Messenger RNA from Hylaeus volcanicus, 1030 nucleotides. RefSeq names its product 3-oxoacyl-[acyl-carrier-protein] reductase FabG-like. Lineage: Eukaryota; Metazoa; Arthropoda; Insecta; Hymenoptera; Colletidae. Gene Ontology annotation, molecular function: oxidoreductase activity. The record is from RefSeq and is a predicted model, not a curated record. The transcript has 4 exons. Bases 149 to 910 code for a protein of 253 amino acids.
UGUGUCUAUAGUAAUUUCGCGAUAAUAAAAGCGCUUACCAAAAAGGGAAUGUACGUAAUUUGAUUCGUUGCGUAAUUUCAACUGGAAAACGAUAAUCCGUUUUAAUAAACAAAAUCAGCGUUACGUAAUAAAUUGAACGCGAUACAAAAUGGCAUUUGCUGGAAAAGUUGUGUUAAUAACAGGAGCUAGCUCUGGUAUCGGUGCUGCAACAGCUGUUCAUUUUGCCCAACUUGGGGCGUCGUUAUUGUUAACAGGUCGUAAUUUGGAGAAUUUAAAUGCAGUUGCUGAAAAAUGUAAACCUAACAAACCGUUUAUUGUAACUGGAGAAAUAACUAAUGAAACCGAUGUUAAAAAUAUCAUUGAAUCCACCAUUAAACACUAUGGUAGAUUAGAUGUUUUGGUCAAUAAUGCCGGUGUAUUGGAAAGUGGAAGUAUAGAAAAUACUUCAUUAGACCAAUAUGAUAGGGUAUUCAAUGUAAACGUACGUUCCAUAUACAAUUUAACAAUGUUGGCUGUUCCACAUAUAGUGAAGACUAAAGGUAAUAUUGUAAACGUGUCAAGCGUUUGCGGAAUAAGAGCGUUUCCAGGUGUUCUGUCAUAUUGUAUGAGUAAAUCAGCUAUCGAUCAAUUUACAAAAUGCGUUGCCCUCGAGCUUGCGCCAAAACAAGUUCGAGUAAACGCUGUAAAUCCUGGUGUUACAGUUACAAAUCUUCAUAAGAACAGCGGUAUGACGGACGAGCAAUUGAAGAAGUUUUUCGAGCACAGUAAAGAAACUCAUGCGCUCGGCAGACCAGGAGAUGUUACAGAAGUCGCGAAGGCAAUUGCAUUUCUGGCAAGCGACGAUGCUAGUUUUAUUACAGGUGAAACUUUACCUGUCGACGGAGGAAGACACGCUAUGUGUCCUCGUUAACUUACAUUUCACUUAUCACAAACAAAUUUAAAUAUCUGUACACUUUUUAUACAAUUUCUGAGAUGUUAUAUUUUUAUAAAAGAACACGAUAUAUCUUAAAUGUAAUAUGAAUUAAUAUCA